AUGGUAUCGGUGGCGCAGGAAGCUCAGCGCGCGCUUAAUAUCCAGCCUCCAAAGAUUAAACUGAAGGCUCGACGAUUGAAAGGUCACAAAGACAGUACUAACUGCUGCAUUGCCUCAUCUCAAAACCCUCGUCUUAUUGUCACUGCCGGCGAGGAUGGUCGAGUUUGUUGGUUUGAUUUACGAUGCAAUGAUGAACCGCGGCUUACUAUGGAUGUUAGCGAGGAGUCGAUUCUUUCCUUGUGUUUCAAGUCAGGGAAUGAAGAUAAUAUCUACGUCUCAUCAGGAAAGGAAAUCAAGUGUUUUGAUGUGCGCCUGGCCGCCGCCAAAUGGGAGCCACUGGAGAAUUAUAAUUAUAACAAAGAGGAGAUAAACAAGGUUACAUGCAACUCAAGGUCCUCAUUUCUUGCUGCAGCAGAUGACAGUGGUGAAGUGAAGAUAAUUGACAUAAAGCAGCACUGCCUUUACAAAACAUUGAGAGCCGAAACUGGUCAUACAAGUAUAUGUAGCACUGUGGAAUUCCUUCCUUGGCGAUCUUGGGAAGUAAUUAGUGGCGGUCUUGAUUCAACUCUUGUGCUGUGGGAAUUCUCCAAAGCUCGCCCCUACAAAGUAGUCAAUUUUGGUACUGUAAGUAAUAGCGGGGCUGGGCAGUGUUUCAACCCUUCUUUGAUUCAUGCAAUAGCUGUCCCAGAAAUUGACAUGGUAGAUAAAUUAGGCAAGGUAUGUGCUGUUGCAGGGGGUGGAGUUAUUAAUGUUAUUGAUAUUGAAUCAGAAAUCGCUGCUGUAAGAUCAAAAACCUCUUCGAAUACACGAAAAGGAUCACAACCAAGAUUAAAAGACGGUAGUUCGACUAGCAAUACAGAUGCGGAUCAUAAUGUAAAAAAGAGGUUGCAUUUUGAUUACAGUAUGGGUGGCCAUACUUCAGCUGUUUCUAGCUUGGCAUUUUCGUUGUUCGGGGAAAGAGGGAAGUUCUUAAUAUCUGGGGGAAAUGAUAAGUUGGUGAAGGUAUGGAACUGGUCGAGUUAUACUGAUGCCGGGUCAAGUGACAGCAACAAUGAUAUCCUACAUUUGAACAUUGGUGUACCUCAGAAGGUCAAUUGGCUAUGUACCACUUCAGCUGAUACAGACAACCUUGUUGUGUGCGACACAUCUAAAACCGUAAAGGUCUAUUCUAUAACAUAG
This is a messenger RNA of Lathyrus sativus (Indian pea), 1179 nucleotides long. NCBI's taxonomy places the organism in Eukaryota, Viridiplantae, Streptophyta, Magnoliopsida, Fabales, Fabaceae. The record is from the annotation of a GenBank genome assembly.